Brienomyrus brachyistius is the source of this 6556-nucleotide messenger RNA. RefSeq names its product metal-regulatory transcription factor 1 (gene mtf1). Gene Ontology annotation, cellular component: nucleus. The transcript has 11 exons. Lineage: Eukaryota; Metazoa; Chordata; Actinopteri; Osteoglossiformes; Mormyridae. The record is from RefSeq and is a predicted model, not a curated record. Gene Ontology annotation, biological process: positive regulation of transcription by RNA polymerase II; central nervous system development. The coding region runs from base 478 to 2820 and encodes 780 amino acids. Gene Ontology annotation, molecular function: RNA polymerase II cis-regulatory region sequence-specific DNA binding; DNA-binding transcription activator activity, RNA polymerase II-specific.
AAGACAAUCCGGAUAGCUGACUGUAACUGGCUGGUAACAGACUAGCGGCAGAUCGGAUUGUACUGGGUUGUGAAAGUAGACUGACUCAGACUGCAACCCGGACACUCACUGUUGUGAAAGACAGACAGAACGUGGAUUCAACCGCACGGAGAUUUGUCGGACAUUCCUUUGACUGACCGGAAGAAAGACAUUCAGAUAUACUGGAGAUCGGAUAGCACAGAAAUUUGUGAGAAACAAACAGGAGAGCGGACCGCACGAUGGUUUGACAGGGGCAGACGGAGAGGCAGCUCGCGCUUUCCCAUAAUGCCCCGGGAAGAGGAAGCCGAGGCGUGACGACGUUUUAAUCAUGGUAGCGCUGGGGAGGGGAAGAGGAGAAAGUGCUAGCAACCCGAAAUUCGCAGCGAGUCGGCGUCGUUUCUCCACCGGGCACUGCAGUGCACCGUCAACAGAGAGGGCGUGAUCACGCCGUGCACCAACAUGGGUGAAAAUGGUCCUGACAAGGAGGCCAUGUACUUCAAAGGGGAGACAGGGAAUCUGACUCAGGAGGAAGACGAUGACAAAAUGGUGGACUUUGACAAAGAUGGCCUGAUGCCGCCAUCGUCGUCUUCCCCUUCACGGCGCAUUUAUGACCGCACCACCGUGCUUAUUGAGCAGGACCCCAUCAACCUGGACGAGGAAGGCGAGGAUGAUGGCCAGUGUGACAACAUGGCUCUGCUGGCCGAUGGCGACGAGGAGGGCAGCCUGGCCUUCAUGGUGGACCCUGAUGGCAUGUCACAGGGCUAUGUUCACCACACCAUCUCGCCAGACCAGAUCCAGUUCAUCAUCAACCCCGGGUCCACACCUAUGCCGCGGAACAUCGAAGGGGCCACUCUUACCCUGCACUCGGAAUGUCCAGAAACCAAGCAAAGAGAGGUGAAAAGGUACCAGUGCAUGUUCGAGGGCUGCACUCGGACCUAUAGCACGGCGGGCAACCUACGCACACACCAGAAAACGCACCGCGGCGAGUACACCUUCGUGUGCAAUCAGCAGGGCUGCGGAAAGGCCUUCCUCACCUCCUACAGCCUGAAGAUCCACGUGCGCGUGCACACCAAGGAGAAGCCCUUCGAGUGUGACGUGCAGGGCUGCGAGAAGGCCUUCAACACGCUGUACAGACUGAAAGCACAUCAGAGGCUGCACACGGGGAAGACGUUCAACUGUGAAUCGGAAGGAUGCACCAAGUACUUUACCACACUCAGCGACCUGAGGAAGCACAUCCGCACGCACACCGGGGAGAAGCCCUUCCGGUGUGACCACGACGGAUGUGGGAAAGCGUUUGCCGCAAGUCACCACCUAAAGACCCACGUCCGGACCCACACAGGGGAGAAGCCAUUCCUCUGUCCCAGCGACGGCUGCGAGAAGACCUUCAGCUCCCAGUACAGCCUGAAGAGCCACAUCCGGGGCCACGAUAAGGGGCCCAACUUCGCGCUGAGCAACUCGCUCUCUGAGGAUGCGAAUCAUUCUCUUUGCCUCAGUGAUUUGAGUCUGCUCUCCACAGACUCUGAGCUCAAAGAAAACAUGCAGAACUCUCAAGGUCUGGAUCUGAAUAGCGUCACGCCCGUGAGGAUAUUUGAGCUGAUGUUCCAGAGUCCAGAAAACAGUGUCAGUCAGGACGAGGCCCAGCCCCCAGAUAACCUCACAGAGACCUUCAGCUCAGAAGAGCCGGCCCUGCCCACAGCCACCGUAGGUGAUGGUGGCUCCAUGGCUUCUGGGGCUCUGCCUUUUUCUUCAUCCUCUUCGUCCUCGUCUUUGAACACCCCUGUCUUGGAGGCCCCCUCGCAGACUGCCUCCCUAUCCUCCUCCCAAGCUGCAAGCUCUGCCCCCACCACACUGGGCCCUUCCCCGGUGACCUUUGCACCCUUGUCGGGGAUAACCCAGGGACCCGAGGGGCCCAGCCAGCAGAGUUCCCAGCACUACCUGACCCUCCCCGCUAAGUUCCUGGAGCAGGAAGGAACUGCCCAAACCCAGCCCAGCACUGCAGCGACAGCCCUGCUCCCUGGUGCCGCCCCAGUGGCGACAGCGGCGGAGGCAGUCCCAGCCGCGGUGCACACCGUGCCUUUGACCGCCAACCCCGUGCUGACGCCCAGCCCGAGCAUCACCAUUGCUCCCACCCAGAACCUCCUGCAGCCCAGCAUCGUCAUGUCGGACCAGAACCUGCAGUGGAUUCUCAGUAGCGCCACCAAUGCCCAGCAGAGCUCCGAGCCGCCGCAGCAUCAAGGUACAAAAGUAGAAAAGGUGUUCUUCACCACAGCCAUACCAGUAGGAGGGAAUUCAGGCAGUUCCGUGCAGCAAAUUGGCCUGAGCCUUCCUGUCAUUAUCAUCAAGCAGGAGGAGUCCUGUCAGUGCCAGUGCGCAUGCAGGGACUCCAAAGACAAGGGUGGCACCAAGCCCACAGAUCUGGCCCCGCCCAAGCCCCCACCCCCUCCGCCAGCCCCGCCUCCCCCUCCCACUGUCCCUGUUCCUUCAACAGCCCCACCUUCAUCCCUGGCGUGCUGCUCGGGCCGAUCAGUCCCGUCUCCCUGCCAGAGGACUGAGGCCCCAGUGCAGGGCGGGACGCAGCAGGGGGUGCUCGCAGCCACUCCCACGCAGACCUUUCCUCCAGAGCCGGGCAGCUCCGCAGCACCAGAUGCCACUGGCGACGCUCUGAUUAACAUGGACGUUUCCGACUUCCUGUCCCUGCAGAGCCCCGAGACGCCCGGAAGCAUGAGCGCCAUUGAGGCUCUGCUCCUCGUCGCCGAUGACUUUUCCGGGGGUGGGAUACAGGCGGGCGGCUUUGCCAAAUGAACUGUCCGGUGGGGAGAAAGCCGUCGCGGGGCCCCCCGGCUGGGCCUCCUGCAGUGCAGUGCAUUCUGGGUAUCAUAUGGGCGCUCUCUGUCUCUCUCAGCCUGGAGCCGAACCAUCACUGACAGUCGUGGGCAGUGGUGCUCACCUGCGCACACGAGUAGCACUGUACCCUCUUCUGGUGUGAUCUGCAUCCCUGAUGUGUGUCCUGAAAACUAAUACUAAACACUGGCAAAGCUGAGGUGGCUUUUUCCUAACAAAAAAAAAUAUAUAUGCAUUGUACUUCACUGUAGCUUAACUCCCAAAAGUAUGCUUGUAGUUACACUAAGGAUUAAGUCAACGCUGAACUAGAUGUUAAAUUACUGUCACCUCUGAAAGGGAAGCCAGCGCACUGAGCGGAGGACGCCUUCGUCCCAGCAGUCUGCCUUGCUUUGCCGGAUGCAGAGCCGAGCGGAUGUCUGCCGAAUAAACAGAAUGUACUGCAUGCUGGGAGAGUCGGUCAGGUUUCUGAGCAGCGUCUCACACGUGAUUCGCUACGUGGUCCUGUGGGGCGGGACUAGAGGCGGUCCCGCCAAAUGUCUUGUGGGAUUGAAAAUACCGUGUAGAAUUUUUACUAGAAAUGCUAGUAUCAUCCAGAAGAUGUGAUCACAGUCCAGGUUAAUCUAGUAAGUUUUGUUUCCCCACCUUUUAUACUCCUGUUCGUAUGGAUUGUACAACCUGUAACAAACUUGCCUGCCUUUUAACUCCGAUUCAAAGUUGUAUGUUGCAAACAAUUGUCUAUUACUAAAUUAAUAUUUAAUUUUUUUAGAUAAUUUAUUCAAAUGUUUAAUUUCUGCCAUUAGAAUUACUUGUCGGAUUCCUUGGGGUUUGUCUUGACUUCUGCCUGAUAUUUGUGGACCAAGUCCUGACAUCAUCCUUUUGUAAACCCCCUCAAAUUUACUGCACAGACAUGGAAUUGGGGUGAAUGUCACACCUUCCUUGAUGUUACUGAUGUUUUUUUUUUGUUGCUGUUUUUUAAAUGAAGCUUUUCAGGGUCCACAGACAAAGUUUUCGGCCUUGGACUUAACCCUGCUGACCCACCCCCUCCAGACCGUGACUCACAGGCAGCAUGGGCGUCGGCUGUCGCCGUCCUGCUGCGGGGUCCAGUCCCAUCGCUGGCAGUUUGUGACACAGGCAAUCAGCUUCACACAUUCUGUGUGUUUUAACAACCCCUCAGGGAUAGAGUUGAGUGUGACUGAUAUAACUAGAAUAGUUGGGUUUUCCUGCUUUUGUUUCGAUGGAGUGCAAUUAGACAGCCUGUUUUUGAGUAGCCCGCCCUAUUGUCCACGAGUGUGUCUGUUUUCCUUCCCUGUUUGUCCCACAGUACCUAAUAGCCAUUUAGGUAGGGCCCCUCCCACCGAGCCCGUCAGCACUGAGAGUCCUCGUUUAUGUAACACUGCUGUAACCUCGGGAAAUGAGCAAUUAAUCAUACUGUAAAUACAUUUGAUAAUAUCCUUCCUUUUAGAUUACUGAAUUUGUAUUUUUGUAUAUCUUCAGAUGUUUAGACUUUGGGUUUGGAGACAGAAGGUACUGGGUUUGUCUUGCCUUUUUGUGGGGGGGGGGGUGAGGGAGAAAGUGGUUUCAUGUCAGUCAGAGGAGGAGUCUCUUGUAGGGUAGCGUAGGUCUCUGUUUGGUCCCUGUGUGGUCGCCAUAGUGAUCCCCACAGGACGGGAAGAAGCGUGAAGGAUUGAACUGCUUAUCAAUACAGCGCUUUUCUGCAGUCUGCUUACCUGCCCGUCCCUCCUACCCAGUGUGGUCACAGCACAGUAACACAGGAACAUGGGAUGGCGAAGUGCAUGCCAUCUGCAGUUUUUAUGUAUUUUUUUGUGCCAAGGAGUCUCACAUCAUCUGAUCUGCGAUGUUUCUGCAGUUGCCUUUGAGAGUAGCACCAGGAAACAAAGCAAGAAGUGUGGUGUGUUUGAACAGCCAGCCCUCCUCCUCCAACGGUCUUUACCAUUUCUUUGUGGCUCCGUUAAUUUUGUUUCCCAAAUUUCUGCUUAAAAGAAUUUGCAUAAGAGCAACUUUAAUUAGGCUUUUUUUUCCCCUUUCCUUUCCUUUCGUACUGAUUUUUUCCCCCCUAAACAGUUUUUCUGAAGUGGAAGUAACAUUGUAUGAAAAUUACUUUUAAAUUUGGCUGAAAGCAUCUGGCGGUAUUUGCACCUCAACACAGCAUGCUGCUGACCUCCUCAUCCCAUGUCAGCACAGUGUUUGGUUGUAAUUUUGGGCAGGAGCACUGCCCCAGUGUUCCCAUGGCAUGCUGGCAAAGGAUUGUGGGAUGUCAGCUAAUAGCCUUUGAUUUCCAUCUUGAUUUUUAAGGAUCUUCUUAGAGUAGCUUAGUGUUCUGUCGUAUCAUAAGCACUUUGUUUUAGAAAUAUGGGAGGUGUUAGAAGUAUGCACAUGUAAAAUCAGUUUCAUCUGUUAAUUUAUUUUGUUAGCUAAUGAACUCAGAGGACGGGAAAUUAACAGGUGACGUUCUUUGUCAUCUUUCCAUGAAGGAGUCCAGCUUGGAAUCGGAAAGCUGAAUGGUCAAAGACUCGCAUGUGGAACGACGGUAUGACACUUCUGGGAUUCUGUUUGUUUUUUUUCCCCUGUGGCCAUUCUGUCUUGGUCAGUCACUUCCAAAUGUGGAAAGAAGCUAUGCAAUGUCUCAUUGGCCAGCAGCAUUCCCAAAGGGGCGUUCCCAAGGGGGCGGUCCCAAUGUCCCAUGUGUAUGGGACAGCUGAGGCUGCAAAUCUUUCCCAUCCUGUUACGGAAGCAGUUACUUGCGCUCAUUACUCAGUGACAGCAUGUAUCUUGGGAGUGUUUGGUAUAGUCAGUUUCUGAGGAAGCAGUGGCAAGUGUAACAUAAAAAUGUUGCGGUGUAUUUUAAAUGGCUCAUGCAUUCAUUCAGAUUAAUUGCAAUAUGUAAAACAGACUGCGUGCGUGCAUUUGAGCUUUCAUGCAUUUGAAUCUUUAAAGAGUUUGUUUCCCUUACGCAUUGAGUUGUUUUGUCAAACAUUCAAAUAUUACUUUGGGGGGAGAUAUUAGACAUGUGAAAAUGAAAUUCUGUUGUAAGAAUUAGAUUAGUCACUUGAGACAACCUUUUUAUAUAUAUAUAAAUGGAACACUGCAUUAAAAUGUAUAGUCAGCAUUUUCCAUAGCCUGCCAUUCUCGCAUUACUUCAGCAUCAUGUGCACCAGUUUGAAGGGCAUUUACAGCAAAUUUUUUUCAGCCUUUGUUUGUUUCUUUCAAAUUCGCUUUACCUGGAGGGGAGGGGGGCACGCUGCCGUCGUACCUGCAGGUGGGGCUCAGACCUUCAGGAGACUAGGUGUGAACAGAUCUGAUGGCUACACUGUUGCUUCAAAGACAUGUGGCUGGUUAGAGACCCCCUCCCCCCUUUUUAAAUGCUCCAAUUCUUGGAUUGGCCAGGAAUAGUCCCAGGUUAGGGGGGAGAAACAAAACAAAUGUAACAUUGGUACACUGGAUUUGUUCUGCUCUUUUGAGCCGCCUGGGGUUAAUGAAUAGGAUUUUUAAUGCUUCCAAAGGAAGAGCGUCUCCGAAACCCAAAGAGAGAUUAAACAUGUAAAGGAUUUGUAUUUUAAAAGAAUGUACAAUGUGAAAAUUUGUUUGCUUAUAUGCUUGUUUUGUAUAAAGUAUUAAGUAAAUAUAACUUUUUGGAAUUGAAAGCAAUAUAAUACUAAUUAAAUCCUUUGACUUGUCA